Molecule: messenger RNA, 1242 nt
Organism: Emiliania huxleyi CCMP1516
Lineage: Eukaryota; Haptophyta; Isochrysidales; Noelaerhabdaceae
Exons: 4
Coding region: 11-1141 (376 amino acids)
Source: RefSeq, a predicted model, not a curated record
GCCUGUGGGCAUGGUCAAGGGGGGCUCAUCGACGGCAGGUUGUGCUGAGGCGUGCGAGGAGGACGAGGACGAUGGCGGCGGGGAUCCUCCGGGAAGCGCACCGUCUGCGGACGACGAGAGCAGGAGAAUCCUCCGCGAAGUUGCUGCGCGCACCAGCCCGAGCCUAGCAAAAAUCUGGCUGGCGCCAAAGGUCUGGGAGACGGAGCGGCUGCCGACUCUCGAGGAGCUGCGGCCAGAGAAGGAGCUCUUGGAGGAGGAGCGCGUCUCGCUCAGGUACGGCCGGGAGAUGGUGCGCGCCGUGGGCCAGCGCAGCCACUCCAAGUCGCUCGGCGAGGGCUGCGGCCAGCACGAGCACGAGGCCGCGUGGGCUGCGCUGCGAGGCCUCCGGGACGGCGCGCUAGAGCGAGUCGCCGUUGGCUUUGCGGAGCAUGAGUGCAGCGCGCUGGGCCCGGAGCAUCGAGCCGGAUCGCGCAACUUUGCGCGGCUCUUCUUUUCCGCCGAGGGGCUCAGCCUGCUGCAGGCUGUGGCAAAGGAGCUCCACGGCCUGAGCCUCGAGCACUGCUGGGCGUGGGACGUGGUUGGCGAGAGGGUCGGUGAGGAGUACUCGGUGGUGUGGGGCGUCAAGUGCAUCCUCGCCCGCAUCCACGACGCGAUGGUGAGGAAUCACUUGGUCGAGGACCGCUCCAACAGGGCGGUGGGGCGGCGGGACUGCUGCUCCCACACGCCAGGGCUCUGCCUCGAGUACUUUGACGAGAGCCGAUCGGUCAAAUGGUGGAGCUUGCACCCAUGCAUGCACUGGGUGUGCGACCCGUGCUUCAACCAGCUGAUCGCGGGGCCGCUGAUCCAGCAAAGGGAGCGCCUCCGGACCGAGGCCGAGGCGGAGGCGAAGCAGGCGACGACGCGCCGAGAGGCGGCGACUAGUUUCGAGGCGUCCAUCCAGAAUGCCGGAGCCGGGCAGCUGCACGGUGUGGUGCAGGCGCUCGACCGCCUCGCGACAGAAACGGAGGAGAAGGCGAGUCAUCUCUUUGAAGAAUCGCUCGGCACGCCCCCGGUCUGCCCGCACUGCGGCGAGAGGGUGCGAGAUGCUAAUUGCAAGAGAAUGGUGGUAGCGGGGGAGGACGCCUCACAGGCGGCUGCUUGAAGAGCCAGUCAGGGGGGAGGACGCCUCACAGGCGGCUGCUUGAAGAGCCAGUCAGCUUGAAGCAAAUCGGCGUUUCUUUCUUUUUCGCACUUGUAAAAUUC